GAUCGGCCUGCCUCAGUCUCCCAAAGUGCUGAGAUUACAGGUGUGAGCUACAGUGCUGGGCAGAGAGUUCUAAAUAUGUUCUGGAUACCAGCCCUUUAUCAGAUAUUGGUUUUGCAGAUAUUUCUUAACUGCUUUUCAGAGGACAAGAGUUUUAAAUUUUGAUGAGGCACAGUUUGUCAACUGUUUUCACUUAUGGUUUAUGCUUUUUGUUUCAUAUUUAGGGGAAGUCUUUGUCUGACCCAGUGCCACAAAAAUGUUCUUCAAUGUUUUAUAGUUUAUAAUACAUUUUUGUACAAGUCAGUUAAGUCCUUUUAGUCUCCUGCUUAGUAUAUGCUUUUGUGAGGAUUAGAGAGAAUUUAUAGCAGCACCUAGUACAAUGCCUGGAACAUAGCAGACAUUCAAUCAGUGAUACCUGUGACUGUUGUUCUUGGUAAAGUUAUUUUUUUCAAAUCUCUCUUUCAUUUAGCUAACAUUGAACACCUAUUGCAUGUUCUGGGGAUACAUUAGGGAACAAAGUAAACAAAGUUUCUGAUUUUAGGCUGUUUGCAUUCAUAUGCAAAUCACAAGGUAUGCUAUUAGUAUAAUUUUAAUAAAUUAUGUUAAAGUUAAGGAUGCAUUUUGGUACAAUUAUGAAGGUUUGCAAUUGCUGUCUAAGCAUUCCAGUAACUUAAUAUGUUAGUUUAAAAUUAGGUCCUGGUGGGCAUGGUGGUGCAUACUUAUAGUCCCAGUUACUUGGAGGCUGAGGUGGGAGGAGCACUUGAGCCCAGGAGUUCAAAUUGUAUUGCACUGUUAUUGCACCUGUCAAUAGCCAUCCCAGCCAGGGCCACAUAGCAAGACCUUGUCUCUGCAUUUAAAAUAAUAAUAAUAAUACAAGUAGGUUCUAAAAAUGUGUUAGAAGAAGAGUUGGUCAGUUUUGGAAUCAUAGAGGCAAACGCUAGAAGAAUAUCCCCAGCAUCAUCCAAUAAGAGAAUGCCCUGAACCAGAUCCCAGUAUUCAUUCCUAGAAGAUGGGGCAGCCAGCUGUCUCUGGAAGCGAGCUUCAGAGCAGGCCACUGGGCUCGUUUGUUGUACUUUACUUGCUCAGAGUCCUCUGUGGUUGAGCAAGCUUUGGAUUAAAGUAUACUCUUCAUGUAAAUUUGCCUACAGGCUCAGAAUGCAUUGGUAACUCACCAUGAAUUUCUAGCCCUCUCAGUAGUCCUGACUUAAAAACAAAAAUACAUUAAAUAAUUAGCCUUUUAAGGAUUAAGUUCUUAAAAUGUGCUGCUUUAUGUAUUGUAACUCUAACUGCCCAGUGAAUGAAUGACUUUUGUGGGAGGUUGAGGACAGGGUAUGGUGUUCGGAGUUAGAAGUGGAAUUGAAUUCCUACUUCUCUCUACUAGCUAUAAGGACUUGGGCUAAGUUACUUAAUGUCUCUGAACUUCAGUUUCUCUAGGCCCGCUCUACAAUGUUAUUGUUAGCAUUAAAUUAGAUCACUUUUACUAAAUGCCUGGACCUGGAUUAUCUUAUUUGUCUUCAUCUAUCAGCCAUGUAAGCUAUAGUGAGUUUUAUUUAUGUGGUGUUUCUUUAUUUUCAGAAUCGUCUAAAAGAAAUUGAACAUAAUCUCUCUAAAAUAAUGAAACUUGACAAUGAAAUUAAAGCCUUGGAUAGCCGAAAGAAGCAAAUGGAGAAAGAUAAUAGUGAACUCGAAGAGAAAAUGGAAAAGGUUUUUCAAGGGACUGAUGAGCAACUAAAUGAUUUAUAUCACAAUCACCAGAGAACAGUAAGGGAGAAAGAAAGGAAAUUGGUAGACUGUCAUCGUGAACUGGAAAAAUUAAAUAAAGAAUCUAGGCUUCUCAAUCAAGAAAAAUCAGAACUGCUUGUUGAACAGGGUCGUCUACAGCUACAAGCAGAUCGCCAUCAAGAACAUAUCCGAGCUAGAGAUUCAUUAAUUCAGUCUUUGGCAACACAGCUAGAAUUGGAUGGCUUUGAGCGUGGACCAUUCAGUGAAAGACAGAUUAAAAAUUUUCACAAACUUGUGAAAGAGAGACAAGAAGGGGAAGCAAAAACUGCCAACCAACUAAUGAAUGACUUUGCAGAAAAAGAGACUCUGAAACAAAAACAGAUAGAUGAGAUAAGAGAUAAGAAAACUGGACUGGGAAGAAUAAUUGAGUUAAAAUCAGAAAUCCUAAAUAAGAAGCAGAAUGAGCUGAAAAACGUGAAGUAUGAAUUACAGCAGUUGGAAGGAUCUUCAGACAGGAUUCUUGAACUGGACCAGGAGCUCAUAAAAGCUGAACGUGAGUUAAGCAAGGCUGAGAAAAACAGCAAUGUAGAAACCUUAAAAAUGGAAGUAAUAAGUCUUCAAAAUGAAAAAGCAGACUUAGACAGGACCCUGCGUAAACUUGACCAGGAGAUGGAGCAGUUAAACCAUCAUACAACAACACGUACCCAGAUGGAGAUGCUGACCAAAGACAAAGCUGACAAAGAUGAACAAAUCAGAAAAAUAAAAUCUAGGCACAGUGAUGAAUUAACAUCACUGUUGGGAUAUUUUCCCAACAAAAAACAGCUUGAAGACUGGCUACAUAGUAAAUCAAAAGAAAUUAAUCAGACCAGGGACAGACUUGCCAAAUUGAACAAAGAACUAGCUUCAGCUGAGCAGAAUAAAAAUCAUAUAAAUAAUGAACUAAAAAGAAAGGAAGAGCAGUUGUCCAGUUACGAAGACAAGCUGUUUGAUGUUUGUGGUAGCCAGGAUUUUGAAAGUGAUUUAGACAGGCUUAAAGAGGAAAUUGAAAAAUCAUCAAAACAGCGAGCCAUGCUGGCUGGAGCCACAGCAGUUUACUCCCAGUUCAUUACUCAGCUAACAGAUGAAAACCAGUCAUGUUGCCCCGUUUGUCAGAGAGUUUUUCAGACAGAGGCUGAAUUACAAGAAGUCAUCAGUGAUUUGCAGUCUAAACUGCGACUUGCUCCAGAUAAACUCAAGUCAACAGAAUCAGAGCUAAAAAAAAAGGAAAAGCGGCGUGAUGAAAUGCUGGGACUUGUGCCCAUGAGGCAAAGCAUAAUUGAUUUGAAGGAGAAGGAAAUACCAGAAUUAAGAAACAAAUUGCAGAAUGUCAAUAGAGACAUACAGCGCCUAAAGAACGACAUAGAAGAACAAGAAACACUCUUGGGUACAAUAAUGCCUGAAGAAGAAAGUGCUAAAGUGUGCCUGACAGAUGUUACAAUUAUGGAGAGGUUCCAGAUGGAACUUAAAGAUGUUGAAAGAAAAAUUGCACAACAAGCAGCUAAGCUACAAGGAAUAGACUUAGAUCGAACUGUCCAACAAGUCAACCAGGAGAAACAAGAGAAACAGCACAAGUUAGACACAGUUUCUAGUAAGAUUGAAUUGAAUCGUAAGCUUAUACAGGACCAGCAGGAACAGAUUCAACAUCUAAAAAGUAUAACAAAUGAGCUAAAAUCUGAGAAACUUCAGAUAUCCACUAAUUUGCAACGUCGUCAGCAACUGGAGGAGCAGACUGUGGAAUUAUCCACUGAAGUUCAGUCUUUGUACAGAGAGAUAAAGGAUGCUAAAGAGCAGGUAAGCCCUUUGGAAACAACGUUGGAAAAGUUCCAGCAAGAAAAAGAAGAAAUAAUCAACAAAAAAAAUACAAGCAACAAAAUAGCACAGGAUAAACUGAAUGAUAUUAAAGAGAAGGUUAAAAAUAUUCAUGGUUAUAUGAAAGACAUUGAGAAUUAUAUUCAAGAUGGGAAAGACGACUAUAAGAAGCAAAAAGAAACUGAACUUAAUAAAGUAAUAGCUCAACUAAGUGAAUGCGAGAAACACAAAGAAAAGAUAAAUGAAGAUAUGAGAAUCAUGAGACAAGAUAUUGAUACACAGAAGAUACAAGAAAGGUGGCUACAGGAUAACCUUACUUUAAGAAAAAGAAAUGAGGAACUAAAAGAAGUUGAAGAAGAAAGAAAACAACAUUUGAAGGAAAUGGGUCAAAUGCAGGUUUUGCAAAUGAAAAAUGAACAUCAGAAGUUGGAAGAGAACAUAGACAAUAUAAAAAGAAAUCACAGUUUGGCAUUAGGGCGACAGAAAGGUUAUGAGGAAGAAAUUAUUCAUUUUAAGAAAGAACUUCGAGAACCACAAUUUCGGGAUGCUGAGGAAAAAUAUAGAGAAAUGAUGAUUGUUAUGAGGACAACAGAACUUGUGAACAAGGAUCUGGAUAUUUAUUAUAAGACUCUUGACCAAGCAAUAAUGAAAUUUCACAGUAUGAAAAUGGAAGAAAUCAAUAAAAUUAUUCGUGAUCUGUGGCGAAGUACCUAUCGUGGACAAGAUAUUGAAUACAUAGAAAUACGGUCUGAUGCCGAUGAAAAUGUAUCAGCUUCAGAUAAAAGGCGGAAUUAUAACUACCGAGUGGUGAUGCUGAAGGGAGACACGGCCUUGGAUAUGCGAGGACGAUGCAGUGCUGGACAAAAGGUAUUAGCCUCACUUAUCAUUCGCCUGGCCCUGGCUGAAACGUUCUGCCUCAACUGUGGCAUCAUUGCCUUGGAUGAGCCAACAACAAAUCUUGACCGAGAAAACAUUGAAUCUCUUGCACAUGCUCUGGUUGAGAUAAUAAAAAGUCGCUCGCAGCAGCGUAACUUCCAGCUUCUGGUAAUCACUCAUGAUGAAGAUUUUGUGGAGCUUUUAGGACGUUCUGAAUAUGUGGAGAAAUUCUACAGGAUUAAAAAGAACAUCGAUCAGUGCUCAGAGAUUGUGAAAUGCAGUGUUAGUUCCCUGGGAUUUAAUGUUCAUUAAAAAUAUCCAAGAUUUAAAUGCCAUAGAAAUGUAGGUCCUCAGAAAGUGUGUAAGAACAAACUGCUUAUUUCUGAUAUCAACUUAGUAAGAAAAUAUAUUCUUUCAAAGGAACAUUGUGUCUAGGAUUUUGGAUGUUGGGAGGUUCUAAAAUUAUGAAACUUGUUUCACUGAAAAUUGGACAGAUUGCCUGUUUCUGAUUCCCUGCUCUUCAUCCCAUUCCAGGCAGCCUCUGACAGGCCCUUCAGGGUUCAGCAGCACAGCCGAGACUCGACUCUGUGCCUUCCUCCCCAAUGCAAAUGCAUGCUCCUUCUCAAAGCACUGUUAGAUAAUUACUGCCUUGAAAAUUUAUGGUUUUGGUUUUUUUUUUUUAAUCAUAGUUAAAUGUUACCUCUGAAUUUAUUUCCUUGCAUGUUGCUUGAAAAACUGAGUAUUAAUAUCUGAGGAUGACCAGAAGUGGUGAGAUGUAUGUUUGACUCUGCUUUUAACUUUAUAAAUCCAAAUGACCUCUCUCUCUGGGACUUGGUUUCCCCAACUAAAAUUUGAAGUAGUUGAGUGGGGUCUCAAAGUUUGACAGUGAACCUUAAGUAAUCAUCUAAGUCAGUACCCACCAUCUUCUUCCCCUACAUAUCCCUGCCAGAUGGUCAUCCAGACUCAGGGCUCUCUCUACAGAGAGGAAAUUCUCCACUGUGCACACCCACCUUUGGAAAGCUCUGACCACUUGAGGCCCGAUCUGCCCAUCGUGAAGAAGCCUGUAACACUCCUCUGCAUCUAUCCUGUGUAGCAUCCUGGCUUCACCAUCAAUCCUGAUUCCUCUCCAAGGGGGCAUUGCCGUGUGGAAGGCAAGCCAGGCUCACUCACAAAGUCAAGGCCUGCUCCCUGUAGGGUCCAACCAGACCUAGAAGAGCAGGCCUCGCCGUAUGCUCGUCAGAUGCCAUUUCUAAGAAAAGCCUAAUCACAGUUUUUCCUGGAAUUGCCAGCUGACAUCUUGAAUCCUUCCAUUCCACACAGAAUGCAAGCACGUCACACGCUUUUGAAUUACGCUUUGUGGAGUUCUGUUUUUCAGAGUCAGCCGGGUCUUGAUUCAGUCACGUGGCAUGGUUUUGUGCCAUCUGUAGAUAUAACGAGCAUAUUGCCUAGACAGCUUUUCUCAGCUGGGUCCAGAAGAGAAUUAAGCCCUAAAGUCCUAAAGCGUCUGUGCUAGGUUAAAUAGUUGGCCCCCAAAGAUAGCCAGGUCCUGAUUUCUAGAACCUGUGACUGUUACUUUACAUGGCAAAGGAAACUUUGCAGAUGUGAUUAAAGCUAAGGACCUUAAGACAGAGUGUCCUGGGGGCGGGGCGGGGGUGGAGGGGGGUGGUUCCUAAAUGUAAUCACAAGUAAGAUGAAGAGCACAUCAAUUCUAGUCAUAUAGUAAACAUCCACAAUAGCCAAGAUAUUUUUAUCCCAAGAAUGCAAGAUUUCAGAAAAUGAAAAAUCUGUUGAUAAAUCAUCACUAUAAUAAAAAUCUGUUGAUAAAUCAUCACUAUAAUAAAAAUCUGUUGAUAAAUCAUCACUAUAAUAAAACCGAAGGGGAAAAAAUUCUGAAAAAUUCUAGCAGCUAUAUUUGAUAAAAUUCAACAUCUAGCUUUAGCAAACUCAGUUUUGCAAAGAAUAUUUUCUUAAUGUUAUCUGUUGCUAAAUCAAAAUUAAAGUCAUCUUAAUUGCAAAAUAAAACAUUUCUCAGUAAAUAUUAAAGCCACUUACCUUCUAUCAACAUGUUUCUGAAAGUGCUAGUUGUUGCAGCAAGGAAUAACAAAGGCAAUACAAGACCAAUAUAGGCAGUGAAACAAAAUUAUCAUUUGCAAGUUAAAACAGACUUCCCAGUUUUAAAUCUGGUUUCCCCCGAGUAUGUGGCAUCCUUGGCAGCACUUUUGAGAGUGGCUGCUUUCGUUCAGAUAGGUGCCUUUCUGGUUUCUCAUUGCUGCUUCUAGAUCAUUCUCCAAAUAUCCCCCCUUCCCCACAUUGGAAUGAAUAGCCAUCACAGUAUGGAUGGAGGUUAGAAUGAGCCAGACUGCCUGGGCUCAAAUCCUAGCACACCACUCAUUAGCUGGGGACCUUGAGCAAGUUAUUUGUCCUCUUUUGUUUCUGUUUCCUUAUAUGUAAAAGUGAGUAAAAUGGUACAUGUUUUAUAGGGUUGUUAUGAAGAUUGAAUGACAUUAUUUAUAAACUGCUUAGAACUGCUUGCCACCUACUAAAUACUGUGUGAGUGUUCAAGAAAAACCUGUCUUCAUUUC
Messenger RNA from Cercocebus atys (sooty mangabey), 7025 nucleotides. RefSeq names its product DNA repair protein RAD50. The transcript has 20 exons. Gene Ontology annotation, molecular function: double-stranded telomeric DNA binding; G-quadruplex DNA binding; single-stranded telomeric DNA binding. The record is from RefSeq and is a predicted model, not a curated record. Gene Ontology annotation, biological process: telomere maintenance via recombination; telomere maintenance via telomerase; double-strand break repair. Lineage: Eukaryota; Metazoa; Chordata; Mammalia; Primates; Cercopithecidae. Gene Ontology annotation, cellular component: condensed nuclear chromosome; nucleus; Mre11 complex. Bases 1612 to 4755 code for a protein of 1047 amino acids.